Amyelois transitella is the source of this 8091-nucleotide messenger RNA. RefSeq names its product histone lysine demethylase PHF8. Lineage: Eukaryota; Metazoa; Arthropoda; Insecta; Lepidoptera; Pyralidae. The transcript is spliced from 24 exons. Gene Ontology annotation, molecular function: histone demethylase activity; transcription coregulator activity. The record is from RefSeq and is a predicted model, not a curated record. The coding region runs from base 16 to 3240 and encodes 1074 amino acids. Gene Ontology annotation, biological process: protein demethylation; regulation of transcription by RNA polymerase II.
CUAUUCGCCAUUAAAAUGGCGUCAUCGAAGGAAACUUAUUGUUUGUGUGGGCAACCAUAUAAUGUUGGGCAAUUUAUGAUAGAAUGCGACUGCUGUCGUGAAUGGUUUCAUGGAAGUUGCGUGGAUGUCAAAAUCUACCAUUCUGAUGACAUUGACAAGUACCACUGCCCCAAAUGUGCACAAACUUAUGGACCUUCAGUGUUGAAAAUACCCACGAACAACCACAGGGCGGACAGAUAUGAGUUGGGUGCCGAGAACCACCCGUCCCAGGUGGGAGCCCCGGCGUGGGUGCGCGCGCUGGCCGCGAGGCCGCUGCGGCCCGCCACCGCCGCCUUGCAGAGGCUCAGGGCGCAGCAAUUCACCGAGGAGUUUGUCAGGGAUGACGGCUUUACGCGGCCGAUUAUCUUCCACACGCCUGAGGGGCUGGACCUGAAGGUGCCCAACCCAGCUACCUUCACGGUCCGCUCCGUAUUGAGAUUCUGCGGUGCACAGCUGGAAGUGGAAGUGAUAGACGUGCGCAAACAGACAACUCUACGGAUGCCGUUGGGAGAUUUCGUGGACUACUUCGAAACGCCGCCGGAGCAUCGUGACGAGAAAGUCUUGAAUGUUCUCAGUCUAGAGUUCUCGGAGACCAACCUGUCGCCGCUGGUGGAGCCCCCGGCGCUGGCGCGGCGCCUGGACUGGGCGGAGCGCGCGUGGGCGGCGCCCGACAAGCCGCGGCCCGCCGUGCGGAAGUACUGCCUCAUGUCCGCCGCCGGCUCCUACACGGAUUUCCACGUCGAUUUCGGUGGUACUUCGGUGUGGUACCACGUUUUGCACGGACGGAAGAUCUUCUAUCUGGUACCGCCGACUGCUACCAAUCUCGCACUGUACCAGCAAUGGAGCGCUGCCAACAAUCAGAACGAACGGUUCUUUGGUGAUAUGGUGGAAUGGUACGGCACCGCGGAACUGCUGGCUGGACAGAGCCUCUUCAUACCGUCCGGCUGGAUACACGCGGUGUUGACGCCGUGCGAUUCGCUAGUGUUCGGCGGGAACUUCCUCCAUUCCUACGCUAUUGAGAUGCAGUUGCAGAUUUACGAGAUUGAACGCCGAGUGGAAACUCCCACGAUGUUCCGCUACCCUCUCUUCGAAGCGAUGCACUGGUACGCCGGAGCUCAUCUGCUGACCAUGUUAAGGAGAUACAACGAGGAAACACAGGACGAAGAUUUCACUCUGUGCGAGUCAGCUGUAAGAGUGGCGCCCGCGCCUCUACCGGCUUUACUUCUGCGCGGGAUCAAACUGUUGGCCAACGCGCUUAAGGAGUGGCACGCGUUGAAGAGUACAGACGCGUCGAAACGCGACAACGUGCCCAAAUGUCUCAAUUCAGGUCAGCUGGUGCGUGAACUGUGCAAGGAGCUGAGGACCCUGGAGAAGAGGUCGGCCAGCGCCGCUAACAAGGAUAAGGAUUUCAAACAGAAAAGCAACACAUCACCAAACAAGCAUGGCAAAAAGCAGCAGCCAGCGAAGAAAGCAUUGAAAUUGACAUUGCCACGACCCAUAAUGCACAUGGGACAGAACGGGGAAUUUGUGGAGGAGAAAUCGUACGUGGACAAGUUCUAUGUGGAGAAAGAGGUCUAUAGUGAUGCCAGAUUCGUGAAUCAAGAAGUGAAAUACAACGGUUUGCCAGAAGCCAAAUUCGAGACGAAAGAUGUGGUCGUCCCGGAGAAGUAUACUUUUCAAAACUACGAGGAACAAGGUUACCAGGAACCGAACGGAUAUAUCGAGAGGCAUGAUAAGAAGAAUGUAUUGAAAAUCAAGUUGAACAACUCCCCCUCCUCUUCACAAGACGCCCCCCCGCCCUACACACUUCCAGAACAUUCCAUAUUGAAGUCGCACCUCAUACGAGCUGACAGACCGACACUCAAACCUAUACACCAGUGGACCAUAUCCAAGAAGGACAUUGGGGAUUAUCAUGAGGAACAGAUAUUGUUCACGAACGAGAACCUACAGAAUCCGAUGAGGGUUGACAGUCAGGAGAUUAAUUACGGACCGGGCAUGUACUCGGCGGAGGACGUCCAGCAAGACUACCAGUACGCGGCCACCGCCAAGGCGCCGUACCAGCCCGAGUACGGGUACGGGACGGACGUGCCGUACGAGUACCAGCGGUACGAGGAGCAGCUGCCUGCUGUUCAACAGGCCGCGACUUACAACCAAGUGGCAGUCCAGGAACAGCUGAACGGCAAUUAUCAUUCCCCGCUGCCUUCGUACGACGCGGCCAUAGCUCAGCAGUACGCGACCACUACUAAUUAUGUAGUGGAAGAACAAAAGGCCGCCGGGGCGCAGCCCGUGCGGCGCUCCGAGCGGCCCGUGCGGCGCCGCGUGUCCAACACGUACGACUACGAGGACGCCGACCUCUACGUGGACGACGCGCCGCCGCCCCGGCGCAGGAGGCCGCCGCGGAGGCCCAACAUGGUGCACAGGGACACAGCGUCAAACAGCAACGCUAGCUACAGAGCGUCGCGGGCGCCCGCCAACGGAAUAGAGUCGUUGAUACAAGCGUCAGUGUUAGCCGAGGAGGAACAGCCGAGCGCUACUGAAGACGCGGCUGUGGCAGGAAUGUUAAGCAUCAGCUCUCGCUACGCACAGCCGCAAAGGACGUUCGGUCUCGCUCAUCAAGAAGAUGAGAAUGCUGCUAGUGACACCAACAAACCUGAGAGCAACAACGCGACGCCGGCGGGCAACAAGCGGGCCCGCAAACCGGCGGCGGCUCACGGCGCGGACGAGGACUACGCCGACGAGCAGGACGUCAUCAAGGAGGUGCACAGGGACGAGGAGUAUGUGUACCCCUCGCUUGAGAUGAGUUCGGACGAGGACGAUGAGUGGACGACGUCGAGGCGGCGGAGGUCCAGGAAUAGGGCGGAUAGCAGAACCAAAAGUGAUAAGGACGAGCCGUGGUCGCCGCGCGCGCGCGUGGGCCGCGUGUCGCCGCGAGCGCGCGGGCCGGCGCGGGAGCGCGUGCGCCGCGAGUGCGUGCGCGCCGCGCUCUCCGCCGCCAAGCGGGCGCGCGCGCAGCCGCACCACCGGCAGCACGACGACAGCGCCAUGAAUGCAAAACGAGCCGUGUUGGCGACGAAGAGUAAACGACCGCCGCCGCCCGUGCAGGCCACGACGAAAACACAGAAUUUAAGACUGAAAAAAGGUAUGAAGACAGCGAAACAGCGCUUAGGGAAAAUCCUCAAAAUACACAAAAUGAUAUAUUAAAUAAAUGUAAGUAGAAUUGUAUAUCUUGUAGCUAAGCGGAUGGACGGAAGAAAUAUAGGUAUAUAUAUUUUAUAUAUAUAUCUAGAGGAAGGACCAAUAAGUGUUGUGGAAUUCGGGUUUAUAUUUUGGUGUAAUAUAUAAAUAUAUAUUAUUUCGAUCACAAUUUCUAUGUAAUUAAUGUCAAUGUAUUUAGGUUAUGUUAAGUGCGGGAUGUUUAAAAAAGUAAUGAUAUUCAUUUUUCUAACGAAAUAAUGAAAAGUAUUUUAAAAUAGAGAAGUUAUCACAAAAAAUGGUAAAGUGUAGAAGAUAGUAUAAUUGGCCAAAUUUAUAAGUCAGCCAAUUAUGUAAAGCUUUUUAUAAUUUAUUUGUAUGUUAUUCUUUUGCAACCAUUUUAAAAGUUUGCUUGUUAUAAAUUACGCUUUAAUUCGAAAUAAUAACGGUUUGUUGGAAAAAUAUUUUAAAAUAAUUACAUAUCACACUUUUUUAAAUAUCCUGUGUAAAUUCUCUCUUUAUUCGAUGUGUUUUUUAUUCUUAUAAUAAAUAUGAUGUCACAUUUUUAUUAUGAACCGAAAUUCAUUUAAUUCACUGCUGAAAUUGAUUAUAGCUUUUUAGCUUUGAUCGUGUAUUUUAGAUAGAGUAAUCAUAACUUUCUCAUACAUUUUUGUAAAUUUUUGCAAUGCAUUGCUGGUCAGUGAAUUUUUGUGAAAAAUUGUUCUUUUCACCUUUUUUUAAUAUAUAUGUUUGGGUAAAAUGUCGAAUUGAAUUUUUUAUUAAAAAUUAUUCCUUUUUUUAUUAAAAAUAAAUAAGGAUACACUGCUUAACAUAUGACUAAAAAGAUCUGAUAUUUGUUUAUUUGUUAAAAUUAAUAAGAUAUAUUGUUUUAAGGUUUUAAGAUGACAGACGCGUAUAAGUAACUUAAUAACGAAUAUAUUUUGGGUGCAAUAAAGAUGAUAUAGUGAUUUAAUUAAUAAAAAAACAGGACAUCAUAGACGUAGAAAAAAAAGGCAGAGGGAGUUUUACUAUACGGUAAAACGAAGCACUAAUAUUAUGCCGGUCUACUGUAUACACGCCUCACGCACACACUUACCAGUAAUAUGACAGUUGGCCUUCAUUAUGUCAUAGAUGCGUCAUUCUCACGGAUUGGCAACUUUUCUGACACUCACACAUGCGUACAACGUUGCCAUUACGAUGCUUCACUUUUUUUAAGUCACACUCCGCCUUUUUUUCUACGUCUAUGCGGGCCGUAUAAACUAGGAUCAUAUAAAUAAUUAAAAAAAAUGUAAAGUUGCGUCUGUCAUUUUAAACAAUUUAUCACAUAUUUCUAAAUUGUCUAUACGAUUGACGUUAAAUAUACAUACUUAUAAAAAAAGACAUGAAAAAUUUAUAAAAUUUAUAUUUUCUGCUAAAAAAACCCACCAAUGUAAAUAUCAACAUUAUAAAUACUUUUUUCCAAUUAAAAAGAUCUGUCAAAUAAUUGUUUUGAAUGUGUUUUAGUCAUUCAGUUUCAUUGAUUUCAAAAAUUUUGAUGGUAUAAUACUUAGGUAAAUCUUGAUCAGAAACAGCAUAACUCGCCGUAUUGCGGCUUUUAAAUUGAGCUGGCAAUAAUUACCCAUAAAAGUAAGAAGAACCCAGAAUCAAUUUGGACUUUUUGGCGGGAACCCAAACGUCAGGUUAGUGCCGUAAUAUUUUUCCAAAAUGUGGGUUUGAUAUUAACACAUUAUAAUUAUUUAUAAUCUCUUGUCGGUCGAGUUAAGUGGACUUCUAAAUAUGUUAAAGGCGACUAAGGGAUAGGUUUAAAAAAUUGUAAUUCUUCUUUUAGGCGAUGGGCUAACAACUUGUCACUAUUUGAAUCUCAAUUCUAUCAUCAAGCCAAACAGCUGAUCGUGGCCUAUUGGUGAGACUCCUGUGUCUGCCUCUGCAAGGGAUAUAGACGUGAUUAUAUGUAAGUAUUCAUGGACAAUCAUGAGCGAUGGAGGGUGUUACAAUGUCGGAUUUAAUGACUUAAAAUAUCCCGAGAAGGGCGAAGUAAGCAUUACCCAAAGCUAUUACUCGACUAAUAAACAAAUUAUAAUUCAUCAUACAUGUGACUAGAACAGUCUAAAUUCAACACUGGCAAAAAUAAGCAUAUAUACCUAAAAAUCUUUCAUUAACUUGUAUCAGCCAUUUGACAGAUCAGAUUGGAGCGAAGUUUUAAUAUCACUGAAUACGCUGAACGAUAUACUUACUAGCGAAUGAGACAGGUUACAAAAACUCACUAUGAAGAUAAAACGAUAGACUUCAAAUGUUAUCUAAUAAAAUGACUACUUUAAUUAUUAAUGACUCGCGUUUCUAUUAAUAUCCUAUCAGAAAGCAUUACAAUUUUGAAAAUGUAUUAGAACAAUACAAACACAUGAAGGCUGGGUUCCCGCCAAAACGUAUUAUUUUGACAGCUGUCAUAACGGUUUUAUUUUCUCGAUAACGUUCAUUAGCUUGGGUCCUCACGCGCGUUUUGUAUUAGUGAUAAUAGUUUUUAAGUAUAUUUUCUGUUAUUUUGUUAUAAUAGAAUUGUAGGGUGGGGAAUUAAAUAAAUGUGUUGAAUUUGAAACGCUUAUUUUAUAUGUAAAGACGAUUAAAUCAAAAAUAUGUUGUAAGUUUAGAUAAUUAAAAAAAAAUAGAUUUUUAUUGCUAUCGUAAAUAUACCUAAGUAGGUACCUUAUCCCUUACGGGGGAGACAGAACCAAAACUAACGUCCUCACCCUACAAUUGUAAUUUUUUUUCUAAUCAAUAAACAGGGUGUAUUUUCUAUGUGAAAAUCACAAAUUAUCUUACAUUAUGAAAGUACAGUCUGACGCAGAUGAAGCUUACCUUUAGCGUGGUUUAUUAGAACAAUGGGUCAGAUUUAUUUGCCUCUCACUGUACUUUUUUUAUUUGUACGGCGUUAUUGGCCGUGUGUAAGUGGAUAUGUAUAGUACGUAAAUAUGUUAUUAUUUGAUUACACGUUUUAAUAUCACAAGUAAGGGCUUUUUUCACUCUCAUUUUAUAGAUAAUAAAGUCUAAAAUUGUCAUAAUAUGUUUUUUGUCAUUCUGUUAUGUGUAAUAAAGUAUUUAUUAAUUGUCAAACAAAAAUAAUUCCUUUUUAUACAUUUAUUUUUUGCAAAAUUGAGUACUUGCGAGUAUGGUCAAGAGUAUGGUCUCUGUCAUUACGAACAACAUUUUCUAUUGGGUCAUGUCAUGGGUCAAAAUUUGGUCGUCUUCUUUAACAUCUUCACCUCCCUGGAGAGGAGCUCGGGGUGCGUUCAUGAUCCUGGAUUGGGUGAGUCAGGUUUUUACACGAAGCGACUCCCGCCUACCCCCGCAACCUUUGCAGGGGAACCUUACCCGUUGGAUCAUGGUGCAAGCUGCAAUAGAUAAAUGUGUCUAUUCCUUUGUGUUAUCGUGCUGCUCUGCGCCCCUUUCCACCCCCCGGGAGCCCUAUAUAAGCCCCAGGCCUUCGCCUUUGGUCUACUGCAGCGGUCACCAAGUUACUCGUUAUCCUCUGGUAGUUACUUGCUGUAUCUCAUGUCUUUAGCUUCUUUUGCCACGCCCUUUUGCAAAUUGUAAAACUAGUCCAGUAAAGAUUGUCUUUAUGAAUUUUCAAAUUGUCUCUCGUCACACUUACUGUGUCGUUUUACCUGAACGGCACGCUUAGUCGUCUUCUACGAUAAACAUGGGGAUAGAGAUGGAGUGGUACUAUAAGUUUCUGGAACCACAGCACACGGGUCAACAUUAGCUGUUAACAUUUAUAAUAAACCAUUGUUUUUCUUAUUCCCUGUAGUGAAAGUUUUUUGAAUUUAUAAGCACUGUAUCUACAUAUAAGUAUAGAUUCAUUUUUUUCUAUAUAACUGUUCUUGAGUUAUACAGAUUUUGUGAAAAUGGCCCUUAUCAUUAUCUAACUUAUUGUAAUUAGUUUUACAGCACUAAAUAGUUUUAAUGUUUAAGCGCCUUCGAAUUAGGUGUAGUCAUAAUUGGCUUGUCACUGCCGAUAUUUCACAUUGAAAUCUUGAUAUUCUCGUCUAUUUCCCGGAUGGGGUAGGCAGAGACUACAACUUUGUACUUGCCACAAUCUCUGCAUACUUUUGCUUCAUCAAUCUUUUUCUGAAAGCUUGUCAGGUUGGUGUAUUCUUGACCAGACCUUUGACAAGAACGUUUCCGAUUUGAUCAAAUAAAUCCACAACAGUAAUAAAGAGAAAAUAUUUGUACUUUUGUAUGUUUGUAAAGAAUAAACUCAAAUACUACUGGACUGAUUUUGACGAAAUUUGGCACAGAUAUAGAGUAGAACUUAGGGAGUAACAUAUGUUUUUUUCUGGAAUUUCACCGUUUUUUAGCUCCUCGUAUCUUGAUAUUAUUUGUUGUAACCGUCUAAAACAAGUACGAAAAAAACAAAAUUGUAUACCCAGAUGUGGCAGUCAUCAAUAUUUAGAAUCAUUUUAAAUUCAAAUGCCUUUAUUUGCUUAAAUGCAAUUUAUUUUACAAAUUUUGAUGUUUUGUUUACAUAAUAAUUUAUGCUUUUAAAACGUUAUACAUAAAAAAAAUAAAGAAAUUUGACAAGGCAUAUUAGUCUCAUCUUCUCUCUCACUCUUUCUUUUGGGUAAACCUUAGAGAUAGAAAGAGAGAAAAGAUUUUAAAUAACCGUGGUUUACAUAAACGUAUUCAUUUCUUUUUUUUUUUUGAUCUCUGGUGACAUAUGUAUUUUGUGCAAUAUCGGAAGAGAUAAGUCGUAUCGAAGUGGAAUCUGUGUACCUAGUAUAAAAAAAAAAAGAUUUAUUGUAAAUUAAUUAUGACGAUUGUAUAUUGUUGUGACAGAAGAAAGAGUUUUCUAGACGUAUCCACGUA